This is a messenger RNA of Mya arenaria, 801 nucleotides long. RefSeq lists its product as uncharacterized. Gene Ontology annotation, molecular function: protein binding. Lineage: Eukaryota; Metazoa; Mollusca; Bivalvia; Myida; Myidae. The coding region runs from base 1 to 801 and encodes 266 amino acids. The record is from RefSeq and is a predicted model, not a curated record. The transcript is spliced from 2 exons.
AUGACGCCGUAUACUUCCCUGGCUGAUACUCCCCCUAUGAUGACGCCGUAUACUUCCCUGGCUGAUACUUCCCCCUAUGAAGCCUUAAACCAGAGCCGUACAGACCUGAGCCAAUCCCUGUUUAGCAAGCUUCCUGACAUCCUAGUGAAGGCAUCAACAGACAACCGGGACUGCUUCCUGAACAGUUUGGCCCUCUUGCCAAGGGACAGGCUCCUACUGACUGACUUCAACCUUAACUCAGUAAUGCUUGUGGACACCACUACCAACAAGAUGGUGUCCCAGGUGAAACUUCCAGGUUGUCCGUGGGACCUGUGUCUCCUGCCCGGGGACAGGGCAGCUGUAACUCUGCCUAAGGAGAAAAAGAUACAGUUCGUAUCUACUCAGGGAAAUGUCACACUACAGGAAGUUGUUAAUGUAGAUGGAGAAUGUCAUGGAAUAGAUUUCUGUGAUGACAACCUGAUAGUGUCCUCUACCAACCCAGCCAAGGUUGUGUUCAUUGACAUGAAGGGAAAGGUGAAGAAGAGUGCGGACAAAGACAGCAGUGGAAAACCUUUGUUUCUGUAUCCUGAGUAUCUGACAGUGACCAGAGAGAGCCAGACUCCUCCAGUCAUAUAUGUCACAGACUGGGGCACCAGCACCAUAACCAAGCUGAGCAUCACACUAGAGGUGCUCCAGACCUACAAAGACCCGAUACUGAUGAGAUUACCACAUGGUCUAACACCCGUGGGGGACAACCAGCUGCUCGUGUGUGGGGGUAGCACUGACAACAUCCUGUUACUGGACAAUUCACAGGCGAGAUGA